Zea mays is the source of this 1299-nucleotide messenger RNA. RefSeq names its product lustrin A. The transcript has a single exon. Gene Ontology annotation, biological process: negative regulation of catalytic activity. Gene Ontology annotation, molecular function: enzyme inhibitor activity. The coding region runs from base 36 to 932 and encodes 298 amino acids. Lineage: Eukaryota; Viridiplantae; Streptophyta; Magnoliopsida; Poales; Poaceae. The record is from RefSeq and is marked provisional.
CGAAGAGAGAAACGCGAGCAACCAGCGAUCGCCCCAUGGCCGCCAUGGCUCGUUCCGUCUCCCUCGUCGUGGCGCCCCUGCUCCUCCUCUCCCUCCUCGUCUCCGCCGCGGCCAGCGCGCGGACCGUGGGCGACACCGUGCAGGACGCGUGCAGCAAGACCCAGUUCCCCAAGAUCUGCGUGGACAGCCUCGCCGCCAAGCCGGAGAGCCAGAAGGCGACGCCGCGCAAGCUGGCGGAGCUGUUCGUGAACAUCGCGGCCGAGAAGGGGUCCGGGAUGGCCACCUUCGUGCACCGCAAGUACAGCGACAAGGAGGACAGCGACAUGUUCAGGUGCUACGACAGCUGCUCCGACGACGUGGAGGAGGCCGUCGCCCACCUCAACGGCCUCGUCCGGGAGCCCACCGACGCCAAGUUCCUCGAGCUCAAGUCGUGGCUCUCCUCCACGCUCGGCGGCACCUCCACCUGCGAGGACGCCUGCAAGGACCUGCCCAAGACCAGCGACAAGGACGACGUCGUCAACUUCAGCCUCGACUUCGAGAAGCUGCAGCGCGUCACGCUCGACCUCAUCACCGAGGCGUCCGGCACCAUGUCCGCAGGCAUCGCCCUGCCACCCUCCAACGCCGGAGCGCCCUCCUACGGCGCGGCGGCGCCUUCCGGGGGCUCCGCCGAUGCCCCCGCCGGCGCCUCCGAGGGCCCUGCGAGCGCCAGCGGCCCGUCUGGUGACGACGCGCCGGCGUCCGGUGCUGGUGCCAGCGCGUCGGCUGCUGAUGCUCCGGCGGCGGCGGCCUCAUCCGGUCCCUCUAGCGCACCAGCGCCAUCGUCGUCGUCUGAGUCCUCCGCCGCACCAGGCCCAUCUUCUGAUGGCACCUCCAGCGCCCCAGCACCAUCGUCCGGCGACGAUUCUGAUUCCGACGACGAUGGGUCAGCUUGAGCCUGACCGAUGACGCGGGUUUGGGUUACCGGUGCCACUCAAAAUACGAUCCCUUUUAUUGUAAAAGAGGGAUCCCUUCUUUCCAUUGCAUUCUUGCAAUCCGUUUCUUCUUGACUAUGUUUCUUCUUGACUAUGUAACGAUAAUAACAUGAGAAAAUUAUCUGAAUGACAUUAUAUUUUUUCUAAUGCUUUAUUUAUCAUCGCAAAUAUCUUAAUUAAUUCUUUCUAUACCACUUAAAUGUACUUUUUUAUUAUUUCUUAUCAUUGCUGGUGAUAUAGAAGAGUAAAAUAAUUGUAUGUUCUAAUUUCUUGUAUGGUACUCAUGAUCACAUAGAAAUAUAAGAAAUAACACCCGAGUUAUAUACUU